This is a messenger RNA of Porites evermanni, 21441 nucleotides long. The record is from the annotation of a GenBank genome assembly. Lineage: Eukaryota; Metazoa; Cnidaria; Anthozoa; Scleractinia; Poritidae.
UUUCUUUUAUUAUUUCCCUCUCACACUUGGACGAUCCCAGGUCUACAUGUCGUUUUUAUAACUAUAACAAAACGAAUAUGUUCGUGGAAAAGCCUAAAGAAGAAGUAUAUGAUGUCAUAAUUAACGAGGUGACUAUUUCUCCGUGACUUUUAGGGGAAUGAAAUACGGAAAAUGUUAGUUUCUUCGAACAAGUACUAGAUUCAAGAUGGCCGCCUUUUAUUUUUGCAGCGUGUUUUAGUUCUCGUGUCGAUGGAUGUGGACUCGCUAUGUGCAUGCAAGAUUCUACAGGUAAGAAACAUUAAAGAUUGAGCUGUUCACCUAAAAACUCUAAACCGCGGCUUGUUUUGAAACGGUCGCUGAAGUCUGGCGUUCGGUGCCAAGAGAUACCUAGACUCGAUUACUUCAAUCGCGGAGCAUGAACUCGAAUUGGUACUAUCAUAGCUUUGUGUCGUCAGGAGAGAAUCACUUGUCAGCUGAAAUGAAAGGCAUGAUAUGAGCAAAUCUCUUCGACUUUUUUAGUAGUUGUUUCUCUGUUAAUUGCUUAAUUUUGAUCAGUGCUAACUGCAGCAAUUUAGGAAGGGUAAAUUUUGAAACUUGUACAGUUCAAAGCACUAAGUGAUUUCUGAUAAACUGCUUGAUUCUUCUUGCAAUUUGCCUUAUAUUUGUUGGUAAUUCAAUGGGAGAAUUUCAAAUUAGAUCAGGUCACCUGGAUCCUUAUUUCAUACACCACUUCUUAUUUACAAGUAAGGUAAUUUUUAAAAUAAAUUUAAAUGAAUAAAUAAAUAUUUACUCAAGCCCAGAAUGAAAAGAUUUUCGCAUAGCCACAUACAGUCCAACCUUCAGCAAGCGACCACCCAAAAUGUGGUUGCUUACGGGAGGUGGUCGCUUAUGAGCAAAGAACCACAGAAGGUCUCUUGCUAUAGAAUGUCUAGACACAUACACUUUAUGUAAGAUACUUUAUUGCCUGCAAUUUCUAAAGUUAUGUUACAAUGUAUGUGCAGUUCCAUGUUGUUACCAAAAUUCUUCAUGUACCCUUAGUAGCAGAGUACAUCAGAGAUCAGACCAAAAGUGGUUGCUUACAAUAAAAAAACAAUAAAAAGUUAUUAAAUUGUCAGCCCCCGAAAGCAGUCUCGGUCACUCACAGGAGGUGGUCAUUUAUGAGAGUUUCCAACUUUAAAACCUUUACAGGAAAAGUUUUGGUGUUUUGGAUAGGCGUUUGCUAAUGAGAGGUUGUCGAACAUGGGGGUUUGACUGUAAUGAAUAAAUAAUGAUUGUUGAGCCUAAGAAUUUUAGCGGGGAGAUAGUGUGGUGGUGUCUUUGAACUGACAGCUUUGCUACCCUUAAGACCUUUAAUAAUGACUUUUGCCCCAGGAUGUAAAUGGUUACUAUUGUUUUGGCAACUUCUUCCUUCUAUUUACAUGUAUGAGAAAUGCAUGGCAAGACGUCGGUCCAUGUCAGGUUUUGUUGACACCCCUGCGGGUGGCACUCGAAGGAAACUUGGGUAGAGAUGUGCUGCCAAGGUCUUCAAACCCUAACCCUGCUCCUUGAUUCAAAUAGUUUGUUUGCAACUAACACCAUGGAAUUCGAUUGAUUGGGAAAACAUUUUUUGUAUCACACAAGUAGAUCCCUCAUUGCCAACCUUCACAUUCUUUAAAAGGCAUCCAAAGACACCAAAUAGUGAGAUUGUAUACCUUGUUUAAGUCCCAGGACCCUGUAAACCAUUCCCUGUUCAGUGGCACUUACCUGUCUACAGGGUACGCAUAAUAUAUAGGCUCCAGCUGUCUAGGCCAAAUAAGAGAUUGCCAAGGGUUGACACCACAAGUGUGUUGCUCAAUGCAGAAAAACACUUUUUGCCAACUAAUGGCCUUUAAGAGGUAGUAUUCCUAACUGACUCACAUCAAACACCUGUAGCAAUGCUGGUAAUCUAUUUACUGGAUGAUGGGGUUUGUUUGUUGUUUUUUAGUGGCUGUUUAAAUGUGACAAUGUACAGUAUACUAUUGUUCCUGUCAGUGGCAAGGAGGAUUUAGUAAGAGCUUACCAUGAACACUCUGAACAGGUUUGUUAAUGCAAAUUAUUAUGAUCUUCUUGCCUGCAGAAAAGUUGCACAUUUGCUUAAAAUUUAGAAGAUGUCAUUAAAUUGAAACUGCUUUUAAUGUAUCAGUCAAUAGGACAAAAAAUAUUCAUCUUUAGGAUGGCUAAGGUGCUAUAUAAAAUUAGUUACAACUACAAAUGGUUUAAAUUAUUUGAAAUUUUUGGACUCCAAGGAAACCAACAGCUUGCCUAAUAUAUAUUUUCUGGUCUUAUUGAAAACCCUUGGUCCAAGUUUUUACGUAAUUUAAUUAUACUAAUUAUAUAAAUAAUCAUGGUGAUUAAUCAAGGGUUUAUACUAGACACUUCAAAUGCUUGCCAUCACAUGUAAUAUCCGUUGGACAAUAAUACCCCUAACUUCUUGGUGUAAGGUACCCUGGCCCUUGGAUACUUGUUAAAGAAAUCAAUAAUAUUUUUAAAUCUCAUGCGAGGAGCAAAAACAUGUGUAAAAGCAGUGUGUUAUAUUUAUGACAUUUUUUUGUUUAGCUGAAGCACAUUUUUCUUGUGAACUGUGGUGGAAAUUUGAACAUCCUUGAGAUACUAGAGCCAGAGGAAGAUGUCAUAUUUUAUAUUGCUGACAGGUACUUGAAAAAGGGUCUUUUCCCCAUGGGGGUACUCUGGAUUUCAAGUGAAGGGAAUGAUCAAUAGAAUUUUCUGGGUUUGAAAUUUUUAGAUUGUGGGGUUUUGUUUUGGGUAGGAAAAUUUGGCAAGUAUGUUUUUGGGUGGCUUGAUUUAAGUAGGGAUUUUUCGAGUAUUCAAAACAAUCUAAGAUUUGUGGUAGUGUCCGCGUUUCUUGGCUGCAUACAUGUAGUUCUGCGAAUAAAGUACAACUGAACUUGUUUUGCUUUCUGGAAACGUUUAAGAUCAAAAAUGCAGUAUGGGUUUUUUGUGGUUAAUUUUUGGUCCAGGGAUUUUGGGAGUUUUGUUGCAAUUAAGGCACCUUAGUGAUUUUUUUCAGGUUUUGAUAUUUGCCCCCAUCCAAUAUUAUUCCUGUUGUUUGAAAUCCAUAUCCCUAUCCUUUUGUCAUUCACUGACUUACAUUGCUUGGUCUGAUCCACGUAUUGUUCAUGCCUCCUGGCAUUUGAACUUGAGAAAACUGAGUUGUUCAGAUAUUUUGUGAUUAAAAUAAAUUAAAUACCAUGUUUUUUCAAUUUAUGAAUGUUCUGGUACACUACAGAGUAUACUAUUACAAACGUUGAAGGGGCUAGAUGCAACUCGAUUUAGCUCUACACAACAAAAGAAACCAAAAAAAAGGGAGAAAAGGUAGAUAAUAACAUACACUACAUAGACAGAAAAAAAGAAACUUAACCUAUUUUUUGUUAGAAGCUGGUAUUGUUUUCCAUUUCAAUAAAGUCAUGUUGCCUAAAAAAUAAUUUAUACUCCAAGUUAUAAUCAGAAUGGGUGAUCAGAUUUCCCUCUACAACUGGGACAAAGGAUGGUGAGAAAUUUGAUAAAGUUUGAAAAGGAACACAUUAUAAUCAUUAAUGUCCUUGAAAUGUAGCCCACGGCAAUUGGCAUUCCUCUCUACAUGAUAUUAUAAAGUUUUCCCUAAAUUUUCUCGAUAUCUUCCAUCUCCACCAUGAUUUAUUUUAAAAAAAACUCUGCCUCAACAUGAAAUUGAUGCAAUUUUGAUUUGAUAUUAUAUACAGUGGAAUCCUGAUUUUUUUAACAAUCUUGGGAAAGGCAAAUUGGUUUGACUGUUAACUGGAAGUUUGGUUUGAUUGAAAUUAUUUAUCAGGCCCCGGUUGUUCAAACGUUAGAUUGCGCUAUCUACCGGAUAAAUCACUAUCCAGCGGAUAAGUGUUACGGAAAUCAAUUACGCUAUCUACUGGAUAGUGAUUUAUCUGGUGGAUAGUACUAUCCGCCGUUUGAACAACCGGGGCCAGGAAUUAAAAAAAAAUAAUGUUUUGAGAAAUCAAGAUUCUUUUGUACAAACACCUCCUGCCCCCUAGUAUCAGCCUAGGCACUGUUAUCAUAUCCCAGUUACAUCUAUGAGUCAAAUUUCAGGGGUUGCAUGGUUUGUGAGAAAUUUUGGAUUUGAUUGAUACAUAAACAAAAGCAUUUACCAUUUUGUUUUAUGUAUUAAUAGUCACAGACCACUGGAUCUUGACAAUAUUUACAACCAGGAUCAAGUCAAGCUGUUAAUGAAGGAAGGGGAGCACCUUACAAUUCCAGACUUUGAUGAUAUCUAUGUAGAUUCAGAGGUAACAUUUUUUUUCUUAAGUUUAGGACCAAAAUAAUAUUGUCUUGAAUGAGGCUUACAGUAGUCCAACUAAUUUAAUCAACCUACAGGUAAGGGGUAUGGGUGGGAGGGUUAAUUAGAUAAAAUAAAUUACAUGUAAUUUUUAUCUAAAGCGAUGUCAUUUUAUUGUGGGUGAUACUAAGGGAUCUCUUCAUUUUUGUUAUUUUAAAGGUUUUAAAGCUUAACCACUUUGUAUUAUUGAGAUUUACAUGAAAGUAAGUUAAGUGAGAGAUCUCAGAAGAAAUUUAAGAGUGAGGUGUUGGUAGGUUGGCAAUUUAUACAGUAAUACAGUAAAUGACAACUUACAGAAUUUUUGCAUAAACAAUUAACCUAUGUUAAUCUGAAAAUCAUUAUCUCUUCAUGCAUGCACUAAGUACAAGGAAGAAACUCUACACUUUACUUACCCUCAAGUGGAAAUGGUGUCUGACAGUGGGCUGAAUGGAUUAAUAUGUACACAGUUACAUAUUUCAUACCAGUACCCAGGCAGAAGUGCUCAGGCACCAACUACUGUCAUGCGGUGCUGUGCCAUUGCCACAAGUGUGAACAUAACCUUACAGUUUCACACUUUCUCGGAUAAUUUUCUCUAUUCUUUUUAGAGUAUCCAAUUAUCAAAUUGUAGGCAAGGAGAAUUAAACUGAAUUUGCUUUUUAAUCUCUCACAUCUGGUGUUCAAAUUUCGCACUAACCCAGGGUUAUCUUAACCCAGCUUCGAACAACCCGGCCCAGAUUGUUAUUUAAGUUAUUUUAUACAUGUCAUCAUUUUGUUACAUUUGUUGGUAGGAUGAGUUUGAAGACUCUGAUGGAGAAGGAUCGGAGCCUUCUUCAAAAAGAAGAAGAACCACUGAUGAGGUAUAAUUAUAUAUUCAAGAGUGGGUGUAAUCAACAAUUGUAAUAAUUGUAAUUGUAAUUUCUCACACGUUUGCCUACUCGUCAAGAUGGCGUCGAAAACCGUGACAAGGUCUAUUACAAAAGGUUAUCAUCAAGGUUUGUUAUGAUCAAGUUCUCAAGUGUUUCACCUUAGAAAUUCUACUGCACUUUAUUUUUUGCAACCGGCUUCUUGUUGUCUGGAUAUGAAAUGAAAACCUUCCCAGGUGUACAGAUAUAAGGUGAAACACUCCUUUGCAUGUUUGUUUUAACUACAGACAUUUCCUUGUGGAUACCUCUAAAACAUGGACAGGUCUUUUGGUCUUAAAGACAGAAAACAUCAUACAAUCCCCACCUUUAUAAUAAGGACACCUCUGUGAUGCUCUAUACACAUGGAUUUGUCCUUUUCGGAGAUGUCUUUUAGUUAAUAAAAGGUUUGCUCUAUCUCCUAGGAUUCCCCUCUUUCCAAACGCAAGUCAAAAAGACAGUGGCACCAGGACAGGUGAGAAAAGGUUCUUAAAAUAUUUUCAUCACAUUUGAGAUUGCACAUCACUUGAAUUUUGUGAUUCUGCUUUUUUAUUGAUUCAUUUUAACAGGCAGGAGAUUCUGUACCAGUAUUAUGCGUAUGCCUUCCAUGGAAGUGCAGUAAGUAUUUUCUGACAAAGUGUGGUUGCUAGUGGCCAUCUUACGGCUGCGCGGGAGGGCGCGGGAGAAGGCGCCUGGAGCUGAAAUUGUUUCUGGGAUCGUUACUGGGGACACACCGGUCAGUUAUUGGCCAAUUUUUUCCCUGCCCUUAGAAAGAGAAGUCCCAGAAGUCUUUGCGAAAGUUAAUUCGGUCCAGUUCCCUUCUCGUUUCUUAAGUGGCACAUUGCACUAUGGGACUGUUUUGGGAGGAAUUCAGACCCAGUUUCCCGUGACUCUUCGUAACAGCCAAUAAAAGAAGUUUAUAGAGCUUCUUCAAAACAGUCCCUAGAGCAACUGUACAGAGCGCCGACACAGGUCAAGUCAAAUUGGCCAAUGUGAACGCUAGGAUCGGUGAAAAAAGGUUCAGGUGUCGAUAUCGACGACUGAUUGCAGCGAUUAAACAGGAGGAACUCAUUAUUUAAAACUAUCAUAGAGAUCGUCUUGUAUUGAUAUGGUCACUACGUACAAUUGCCCGUAAUGUUUUCAGCGUUUGUAGCGAUCAUAUAUGGAAACCAUAACACCAAACAAUGGUGAUCAUGGAACACUCAUUAUUCUCCGUAUUUUGUAGUGUUUGUUCUUUCCGCUCUUGACAAAAAUGCGCUUAAGCGAAGGGAAGAAUAUCACCACAAUAACAUUUAUUAUUUUCUUUAAUUCUACAUCAUUGCGUUUUGUUUGUUUGUUGUAAUACGCUGUCGUUUUUUCCGUUUCAGGCUUCCCUGAUCAUGUAUGAGUUAGCCUGGAAAAUGAGUAAAGACAGCAAUGACUUGCUAUGGUGGGCGGCAAUUGGCUUAACUCAUCAGUAUCUCUAUGAAAAAAUUGACAGGUAUGUGGGAAGAUAUGAUUUUAAGGUUCACUCACACUAACCCGGAUGAAUAUGAAAACGUGUCAUUUUGUCGACCAUCUGGUCUUCCAUCCUAAAACCGCGCUCUUCGAUCACCAAAAGUGAAGCUUUUUGAAAAUUGUUUCCAUAUAUAAAGCUUAAUUUCUAAUUUGAAAACGCUGCUGUGUUGUUUGUGUGACGUGUUUUCUUGCAGCCCGGUUAAUAUGGAUACUCGGAUAAUAUGGACACUAUGGCAUGUACCCUUGAUGUCCGUAUUGACCGCGUGCCAGUGUAUUGGUUAAUGCAUGGAACAAGACACCGAUAUUCGUACACCCGUUAUAACCAGGGUUCGCACGCACCUUGAAAGUCGUUGAAAGUCGAAAUUAAACGUUCAAGGCCUUGAAAGUCCUUGAAAAUUGCAGUCGGUGCUGGAAAGUCCUUGAAUUUCGGUGGUAACUUUAUCCAACCCAGAUUCUCAAGUACCUAAUAUGAAAGACCUUCAGGAUAAAAUUGCUCAUGUUGUGGUAGAACUAAAAAAGACAUAGACUCAAAUCUCUUUUUUGCACUGAAUGGAGUCCUUGAAAAUUGCGAAAUGUGUCCUUGAAAGUCUUUGAAAAGCCCUUGAAGUUUUUGUUCAAAAAAGGGUACGAACCCUGUAUAACGAAGAUAUUUCCCCAGUUCCUUGACACUUUGCCGCUCUAUCAGGCUUUUUUUUUAGUGUUUCAUUCCGAUUCACGGCCGGCAGUCGAAAGGGUUGUUGCUGUAGUGUAAAAAAAAAAAAAUUUUCUUGUGUAUUUUAGUGACAAGUAUGUGUCAGAUGCACAAAAUCUUCAUGAACAUGUGAUGAGACACAAUCAUGGGACAGACGAAAAUGGAAGCUCCAUCAACUGCCUGAAGAUUGUAUUUGAUACAGAGUAUCCUUUCUAACUGAAGAUGUUUCUCUUUGAGAUAGUCAAAACUGUUUCGGCAUCUGUAGUUCUCUGGAAGUAACGUUUGCUACUCUUUGGAAAUCUCUCGGAGUGUUUCGAUUUAAAGGUAGAGACCGCACACAAAAAAGAGCUGAUAUUUCAAAGUUUAAUUUUACUUUUAAAAUGACUGAAUUUACGUGUAAAAAAUUCCAAAUCUCGAAAUUUAUGUGACAUAGCAAUCACGGCUGGAAUGUUCAUAAUCUAUAAAUUAGGUUAAAAUAGGGCGUGGCCUUAUGAAACACACGUUCAAGAUUGAAUAACGUGGAAAUACCUUGUGCCUCAAUGUCUAAGGCAAGAGUGUGAACAAGAGAGGGGAAAGUGUGGAUUCAGGUGCUGCCGGUCUUCAUGUUGUUUUAUAGCGAACUAGCCUUAAAAAAUUGGUUUCAGCCGGUUUUUGGUUUCUGCGUAGCAGACGUUGAAAGGAGUAGGGAAUUGGGAGAAAGGGAAAAAGGAGGGGGAUUCCCUUCCCUUUGUCCUUUCGCGCUUUUCUUCCUCUCAUCCUCUGCUUUUUGCGCCUGCCACACAGGCUAAAUUGGUUUGUAGUGUUGUCCAUGGACAACAACAACAGCAACUUUAUUCUUUGUACAAAGUUGGAUAGUUUGUCCCGCAAAUACGGCUGGAAAGCUAGUCGUGCCGGGGCAACACAAGUACAUGAAUAACACAAUUUAUUAAAAACAAAAACCUUAAACUAUUAGAAAGCCUUGCAGAUUGCAACUUAAGAUAAAUAAAACACAGAAGAUAAGUGAUCAAAUUAACACAGCACUUACUGACGUACAAUGCAUUAAGACAAGUACUCUCUGACUCUUAAAUGAUAACACAGAAAAAGAAAAGCUACCUGGAUCGUCAGGGAACACUGCUUACGGACUAACAAUGUUAUUUGGAAGGGUAUUGAAUCAGAAGUUUUAAUAAUAAGCUUAAAACGUUGUGUCCUUGAUAUAGCAAUCCAGACUACGCCUGUCACUGUACAGACAUUGGUCACUUUUUGACAGCAUCUGUCACUCACGCUACACUGCCUGCAGGUUUGUGUUUUGUAGGCUGUGCCAGGAUCUUAGAUGGUGGGAACGUCGCGAAAAUAAGACGCGCGCGAUCUGGGGAAGGGGGCGGUGGCACUGGCGGGAAAAAAUAGCACCACCGCCCACUCUCUCUCCCCAGCCCCCGCGCGUUUUUUGCAUUACUUUCUACUGCACGACAGCACUGCUAUCUUGGAGCCUGGACCAGGCUGACAUUUCUGUUAAUUUUGAAUUCUAGCUGUUGGGAAGAAAAAUUUUAUCAGUCCCAGUGCUUCCUUCUUCGUUUUUUAUGGGUUUUUGUGUGAGAGAUUAAAAAAACCAACACUUCCAAAUUCCAAUUCGAUCUGGAACACACGGACACGUUUAAACGAGUUCACAAGAACUCCUAAGUGCUUCGUGGGUAAACAAAUUACAAUACAAUUUACAAUUUACAGAGAUAUAAAAAGUUAGUUGUAAAUAAGCGGCUGGUAUGCUUUAGGCUCGAUUUCCACCGCUCUCUCCAGUCCUGUCUGGAGGAGGGCGGUCUCGCUUUCCCCAACAGCUGUUGGUAGUCAAGACAUAGUAUACUUAUAAUUUUGUCUACGAUUAAAGGCGACCGCUUAGAACAACCAUUGAAUGGCAACACAUCUUUUCUUAGGUUCAGAGUUUGGACAAUCAAGGGAAAGAAGAAACUUCAUGAAUUUCUUGCAGACAUGGGGUAAAAUUUAUUUUGUGACUUCUUCUCCUGCUUUGUUCACCAGUUAAAAUGGUGGAAUAUUGCAGUCACUAACUCGAAGAAAUUCUUAAAGUGAAUGAAAUUUCAUAUAUUUGAACUGUGAGAGAAAAAUUUAACUCACAAAAGAUCAUCGCAAGGAUCAUCAUAUUUAAUUUCAUAUCUCCAUCUUCUACAGGCUUAUCAGGUGAUCAGCUCUCAGUUUUGGAUUGAUAGGUCAGGGACAAGGACACUGUACCGGUAUCCUCCAGCAGUUAUUGGUUCAAAUCCCCUUUAAGGCGAUUUUUUUCCUCGGUUUUUUUGCAACUGCUCAAUUUACUUUCAUAACUGUUAUGAUCUUUCACCUGAAAAGAAAUUGCUAAGUUAGUAUUAGUGGACCUUGCAUACUCUUUUCAGAUGAAUACAUAAUUCACGAUCAUAGUCUUACUUCAGGGGCUUGUAUCACCCCGCCAUGAAAACUGCAAUAAGGUUAACCCUGAUUUCUGAUUAUUUGAGGAGGCUGAUUUAGUUUUUUUCUGAACUUACUUUUCCUCCAGAAUCCCCCUGGUUCAGAGCCGACAAAAGUUUUAUAGCAUGGAUUUUGACUUGAGGAACAACUUGAAGGGUUGGGUUGAAACAUCAGCAGACAAGUUUGGGUAGGCACACUGAACUGUUAUUUAAACGAAUACCACAUUAAAACACAUUAACUCGAUUCAACGCUUCAUCUCUAGAGUCAACGCCGCACCCAACCAGAAGAAUACGGGGUUGAUAAUUAUUGGAGGGUUAAAGGAAAAACUUUGUACAACUUUGCACUAUCUACUUUUCACAUCUUCCUGUUUUACAUACCGCGGUAUUAUUCGCAAAUGAUUUAUCCAUAUUUUAUUAGUUAAGAAAUGUGAUUUUUAAAUAAACGUCGCCCUUGAAUGAACGCCGCAUCGGAAACGCUAAAAAUUAAAUAAACGCCGUAGCGUUUAAUCUAAUAAAGAUGGUAUGGGUUUUUGGAUUUUACUUUACAAAAAAGCAGCAGAACCGGUAUUAAUUAAUAAAAUCCUGAGUCGGAAAAUGGCUGGAUUUGAAAUAGCAAAACUAAGAAUUCAUUUGAUGCUUAUCUUUUUGUAAUGCUUUUUAAGGUUGGACGAAAUGUCUUACGGAUCAUUCCAUGUUCAAUACGGAUUCAAAAACAAGGUAACAGGAUGAAAUAUUUUAUGUGAAUCUACGUAGCUCUUUACCCUGCUAGCACAGUCGUUUCGAUCUUUCCAUUAUCUAGGAAAGAUGGAAGCGACUCUGCUAGCAGGGUAGUAGCUCUUAUGCUGACAUGUUAGUCCUUUAAUGUAUCUUUUUAAUGUUGCUUGACUUUGUCAUCUUUUCUCUUCAGCUGUGUGCAAGCGAUGUUGUUUACGCCGUGAAUUCUCUUUUGGAGGCUCCGGUAUGAUUUAAAUCAAUGCAGCUAUGACUGUUUUCAUUUCUUGUUUGCUAUUUAACGCAUUUCAACACCACCAGGCAAAAGCAAAUCAGGAGUUACAAUUAAAGAAAAUGCUACUUUUUUUUAUUGGCACAGACUGAGGGAAUGACAAAAUGGGACAAUUUCUUGGAGGCACUAGAUGCUCUAUCAAGGUAAGCCGGGAAAGCUCAGUCCUGAUACUCGGAUAUCAUUACAGCUAAUAAUAAUGCGGAGUGUUAAGAUGCCCGAUUUUUCUGCGCUUCUGGAGUGGUGGCGGCUUUUUCGUUGGUUUCUCAAAACAUAAUUUAACACACGGAGAAGAAAAGAAGCCUAUAAUAUAAUUUUGAAAAUAUCGUUGAGCAUGUAGCAGUAGACUGCCGGUUUGCACUUUAAACCCGUCGCCUUAAAAAAGUUAAAGUUACUAAUCCCAGCGAGUCUCCUGGCGAGCACUAUCGUAAAACAACAAACAAAAUAUUACUCCCUCGUUUCUCUUGGCUUGCGUAUACUAAAACGUUUCCCAGUGGUACUCUUGUAACUUUAGAAGGAAAAUAAGAGGCUGUUGACAAUCUUAAGUUGGGAAAUUUCUCUUAUUGCAGUCAAUUUCAUCUGUUGACUGAAAAUGUUGUGUGGUCUUUAAUUGGGAAUUCAGUUUAAAGUCCACGAUCAACAUGCCGUCUGUUCUUCAAGCGUACCAACCAGGUGAUCUUCAAAAGUAUCCCUAUUUUCCAAAGUUGCCAGCACUAGUACAAUACUUUAAGGUUGAACUUCUUGCAAGUUGCAAAAAGUUAAUUCAACUUUCAUUGGUUGCUGUGCAUGUAAUGUCAAAAUACAGAGCUGCGGCAAAAACCGCAUCUACAGUAUCUCUGCUGGGUGGAAAUAUUAUGCCAAGCAUAGCGCUGCAACACUUGGAUUAUGGCGAAAAGCAUGGAAGGUUUCCUGAGGUCGGUUAUGUGCUGUCGCAAAAUUCAACCCAACAGUAUUUAGUUCGCUCUGUGCUAUCGUUCUGUGCUUACGUUUCCAUUAUUUAUGCUCAGGUCCAACAGUGAAAAGCUUCAAGAUGGUAUUGAAAUGGCAAAAAAGCAGGCAAGUCUCAACUUUAGUGCAGUAUUUCCUAAAUUUUCCUUACUUAACGCGUAAAAAAAUUCGAAAUAAAUUUGUCCUUGAUUCCCGCUCUCGUAAAGCUCCAUUGGAAAAAUCUAUCACGAGACACGCCCUCACAUAAAGAAGAAGGACGCGGUUCCCGUAAAUACAUAUCGCUUAUACUAAAUUUCCCCUUGCAUCUUAACUAAAGGAAUGAGAGCGACCUACUAAGCCCGUGAAAAGACAUUCUCUUUUGGGCUGUGCUAGCCUAUCCUCAAAGCGAGUUACUCUGACAAAAGAGUGAUUCAUUUGUAAGGUGCUUGCGCUCAAAACGUUAACUUUUGAAUCCUUACGAAGCGCAACUUAUCUGUCUCACUAGAGAGAGUUUAUUUCUUCUUUCAUGCACUAGCCCACCGAAGCAACUCAGCAAUUUCUAACUUCUUAAUCUUCUUUCAGUUGAUUGCUGUUGUAAAUCAAGUACGAUCAUUAAUUGAUAUGCACCAAGUGAUGUGCGCUGGACACUUUCUUUACUCACAUCUCAGAGAGGUACUACUUAGUAGCACAUAAAACGAUAUCGGUCACUGUUAACUCAUAAUAACGGGUUUAUAUUGAGGGCAUCGGUGGAAUAGAGAUUAGAGUAGCAGCAUCGUUGUGUUAUAAAAAUAACUUACAAGACUGAGAGUAGAGGUGGGUAAGGAGGAGAUUGAGUAGAGCCAUGAUGGCUGGCAGGCGAUCCCCUCUUACUGCGGACAAUUGUAAAAAGAGCGUUUGUUGUUUGUUACUGUCCAUCGCUGCCGUUAGGGACGGAGUAACGCAAUGCUCCACGCGUAGGGGCGGGGAGCAUUGCGUGGCUCCUGGCCUAGCGGCUGCAUGCGAUGGAGACCAGUUCUUUGCAUAAUUGUCUUGAGUGGUUCCAAAAUUAAAACGACCUCUCCUAACCUCCGUUCUUCAAGGUGAACCCAUUUAGAAAGCGGAAGUGGAAUAACGAUCAGAAAAAUUAGUCUGGGGAGAUUCAUACCAGAAACGCAGAACUGAACUGGGCCUAGCUUUAUGCUAUUAACGGCUUGGAAACUAAAAUUUGAUAGCAUUUUGUUUUGAAUAAGGGUAUGGGCAUGAUUUUCAGUUGAACAUGCCUACCGAGCGUAAAAAUCGCAUCCAGCCUGAGGAUUAAUGAGAGAGGGAAAAUUUUGUCUAUUUAGGCAUGACAAAAUUCAAGGGAACAUUGGUACUUAGAAAUAACAUCUCAUAGGCAUGGAAAAAAUGGGUUCAUGCCCUCGCAGCCCAAAAUUGACCCAGCUAAACUUAGGUCCCAGAUCUCUCGCCGGGUUAAUAAUUCAUUCCCAGUUUUAGCUCCUCUGGUUUGGCAUGCCGGGCAUGCCGAUGGUGAAGCCAGUUGGUUUGGCAUGCCCGGCAUGCCAGGCAAGAAAUUGGCAUGCCCAGCGAGACUGAUUUUGAUGUUCGCUUCAGCAUCAUAUCCUGAGAAUCACAUAUAAUCGCCAAAUAUAUCUUAGGGAGCUUGAAGUUACAGGUUUCAUGCCUGGCAAUAAAUGCAGAUUAUAACAAAAAAAGUCAUGUUUGUCACAAUGUGUGUCACGGGAUCGACUGGCAAAACUGAAGACAGAAGCCUGGAUUUAUAAAUAAAAAGCACAACAAAACAACAUUAUUCAUACAUAAAAUAGAAUACUUAACUUGCAAUCAAAGAUUAAUCCUUUUAUUUCAAACCGAUACUGACAUUUCUGGGUCCACAUUUAAAUUUGAUCGCGGAAAAGCGUCUUAAACAAUAAGAUAACAAAUCUUCUCAGUAUAAACUUAUCCAUGCUUAAGUUUUAUCGUGUCGGAAUGUUUCCCGGUCAACAGCAUUAAAAGACUGGUGAAAAUGAAGCUUACCAGGUCGUUCAAGUCAGUACGAGAGUACGACGUUAAUACUGCAAAGACGUUCUGAUUUGGUGAAUUUGGACUGCCUUCUCAGAGAGAUUUUGCUUAGUUUUUCAGUGCGCUCCUUGUCGGCUAUGCGAAUCUCGCAAACUGUUUUACUCCUUGCUGACGAUAGUCCUUUGAGCAACGUCAUCUGCGUCAUCCGAAGAUACCCCGAGCACGCACGAAAUCGGCCGAAUUUCCGCAGAAGUGUUUUCGCGGAUGACGAGGAAUCUAGUUUGUUGUAGCGUGGCAGUUGUGGCGUCACGAUGUCGUCAUGUCUCUUCGCACUUGUUUGUCUUUUUUUUCUGCGGUGCAUGGUUGAGAUGUUGGUGAAUGCUGGACAAGAAAUGGAUUCUGCGAGAGACUGUAAGUACAAAUUUAGUAUUAAUUUGGUAAAGAAAAAGCCUGAAUAUCGAACAAAUCCCGUGAAUUAUCCUUUUGGCAUUCAGUUUAUCUUGCUGUUGAGCAUGCCUAAGAACUCCGGCAUAAGUGGUUGUCAACUUGUUCACUUCGGAUUGUUUCUGUUUGUAUGUCUUGUAAUCUUCUUCUGCUGCUAAGAAGACUAGAGAAAACUUCAAAAAUAAGAAACCAAAGCUAAAAAAAGUCAGUUCUAAUUUUAUAGCUCGAGUAUAAUUAUUUUUGGCACCUACGGUCAUAUUUUUCCACUGUACUGGUAAAGUUACUUAUUUUUGCUGCAUAGUUUGACUGUUGUUUGAAAGACAAUCAAACGGAUAUUACAAUCACUUUUGGAGACAAAAUAAAAUAUCCGUAAAUCAAAUGCCAAAAUCAGAUUUGGAUUUCGCUUUAAAAAAAUGAACAUGCUGCGCGUGUCAAUGCAAAGUUGUAAACAACUCAAUAUAAGCAGUCUGUGAAUGUGCGUUUAGGUCCACAAAACUAAUUUUUCUUUUGGACAUCUCAUCCAAGCAAAGACUUAAGGCUUACAUUGCUUGUCUACGAGUGUACUACAAAAUGCUUUGCUACAGUAAGCCUCUGAGAGGCGAUUCUGGUAAAUUUAUAGGACGCUAAAAUGCAAAUAAUUCUAAGCUUAAACAACCUGGCUGGGUCCGACUUUUGAAUUACAAAAUGUUCAGGUUUGCCGGCUCUACUUUAAAUGAACAUGGUUUUUGAAAUGAUUUUGUAAUAUUUUAACCCGAAAAUUAUGAUUGGGUUAUAAAGCUUUUAAAACGGACGAAAACUAAGCUAAUAAACAUGUUCAAUGUAAAAAACUAAGAUUUAGUCGCUUUUUCAACUUUGCUUUGUGGGCCGAAAAAUUUACCUUUACGCAAAAACAAAAGCAAAUAAUGAGGCUUUUAUUGGACAUAUUUUCUGAGAAUUUUAUCUGAUCAAUUUAAUGUCACUAGCAUUGUUUUCGUAUAGGAAUUUUCCUAAUUAAAUGAGCUUUUAAUUUAAUAAUUUUGAUACUCUAUAAACUUCUCAUUUGAUAGCCUCACUUUUUUAUACACCGAUUGAGAAACAAAUUCGCUCUCGUUAAAUCCUAUUUUAUGACCUAUUUAUUAGAACUCUAGGUAACAUACGAAAUGAUGUAACCGGACAGGCUUUAACCUUUGGUCCUAAUUUAUUUUUUCUUCGCAACCCCUAAUCAGUUGACGGGCCGUGAAAGAAUAUCGCCACAAAAAGAUGCGAAAAAGUUUUCGCUGAGUUUCCUUUACAUAUUCCGGCUUUAUAUGGGUCUACACCCCAAUUGCCUGCUUAAAAAUGAAACUGUUGUUCAAUUAAGUGUCAGUCAAACUCGGUAUAAUCUUGACUUGCAAAUCCAAAUGCAAAGGUUUAUUUCGCAGUAGAAAAGCGUGUAAACAUCAUCGAACAGCGCAAUGUAAAUUGGCUAAUGUGAAACCACGUUUCUUUCACUUUAUUUACCAUGUAUUUAUCUCAAUUGCACACUCUUGUGAAAUUAGCCUCAGACAAUUAGUUGCGACCUUUAACAGACUCAACAAGCCAGUAUGAAAAUAUGUUAAGAGAAGCUGAGCUCUACAUGUUCUAUUUCUUUUUUUCAUAUUGCCCUUGCAUGUGUUAAGAUUCCAUUUCUUUUUUGUUACAGGUAACUUCCAGACAUGACGAGGAGAUAAUUACUUUUCUAGAGAGCAAUCCUUUGAUACCGUCAGUUAUUACUGACUUACUUUGAGUUAAAAACGAAGAACACAGACACUGGUAAUGACAAAAAAACAUUAAUCCCUGGCAAGCCUACAAAACAAGAAAGAGGAACUCAGACUCCUUAUCAAAAUGUGAAACAAGAUAAAAAGAGCUUUUCUAACGUAGGGAAAAUUGCGUUCGAGAGAUUUGUAAUUGCAACGUUAUAUUCAAGCACAUUGCAUUGUCAAACAUCAUAAUUUACUGAAUAAUGAACAGUGAUUUUGGGGCUUAGCUCAGUUUGUAAUGAACUUUGAAAGAUAUUCUAUAACCUUGUAUUUUUAAAAGCUUUCAUGGAACAUAGAUGCAUUUUAUUAUACAAUGAAAAUAGUCUCUGUCUCUCUUUUUACUGAUUUCAGUCAAUUCCAUUUUAUUCGCAAUGUGAAAUGGGAAUCCUAUUAAAGACUCAUUAAAAGGGGUGAGGAGUUUUUACAAUCCCCCAACAGGUCAUCUCCACGAUGACGCUGUUUUAUUACUUCGGCAGAAUCCCUCAGGGUUUUACUUUCUUGUGAAAAUUAGAGCUUUUGUUAUUUAAACUUCGCUGGGACAACCAAAUCUAUGAAAAUGAAAGGAAUAGCAAUGACGUCAUCGUGUAACCGUACAUCAAAAGAUAAGCACUGUGAUCUGUUUAUUUUUUUUUUUUAGCCAGGCUUAAAAUAUCUGUAGAUUCAAGGAAUUAUAACCUGUGCGUUGAAACAUGCCAGAGACCGAUUUUGGCAUGCCCGGCAUGACCCAGAUUAUGGCACGCCCGGCAUUCCAGAGAAUUUAGCAUGCCGGGCAUGUCAGAAAAUUUGGCAUGCCCGGCAUGCCGGGGAUUUUGCUGGGUAUGAAUUACUUAUUACUAGAACCUAGGCUUCUCGCGGCCUGGGUGAGAAGGUCACAGAACCUCAAAUUAUGCUUACAGGGCAUGCGAAAUUCUGUUGCAUGCCAAUUUCAAUGCAAAACCACUCUGGGGCCACCCCCUCUAUUACCAGUGAGCAAAUCAUUGACGAUAGGCAUGGGAAAAAUCCUUGCAUGCUAACCAACAUUGAAAACGUAGCAGAAAUGUCCUCAAUUGCUGAGUCAUGCCCUAGGGGAGGCUUUAAAAUACAGAAUUUCCUGACAUGGAUGAGGGAAUUUUCCGUAAACAGCAUGUGAUCAUGCCGGCUAGGACGUAUUGCCUCCGUAUUGCCCCUUUUUACAGCUAGCUAGGCUCAUUUUUAGGUUUCAUGGCCUGAAAUGACGAAAAAUUCAUGCCCUAAAUGUAAAAAGUCCAAAAACGUCCUCGAAAUUUUAGUUUCCAAGCCGUUUAUUUAACUAUGACAUUUUCUUACUAUCUGCUAGAUGGUAAGUUAUGAAAACAGAAAAGAAAAAACCGUGCAAUUCCGAGUUCAUUGAACUAAAAUGUGUCACUGCCUCUUUGCAUUGAUUUUCAGUACAAAUUGCCUCAAAACACAUUAGGCUUUGCCACGGAGCCUAUUAAGUGCCAUUAAAUUACACUUUUAAUUUCAAAUCUCCUCCGAAGUUUUGCCUGCGCCCUGACAUUUUUCCCGACUUUUUUUUCCUGAGUCCUCACUUUUUACCCGACUUUUUCCCUCCGUCUUUGCCGUCAACCUAUCAGUAGUGUAAACCUCAUCAGACUUUUAUAGUUACAAUUAUGAAAUUUUCUUACUGUUGUAGGGCAUACCUGACUUGAACAUGUUCAGUAAACCCGCCGUUCUUGGAGCUUUAGCGCGAUUUGUAUUAAGUGCUUAUGUCGCAAUGGUAUGUAGGCGAUUUAUUUUCUGUUUCAGUCGGCGCUCUUUUCUUUAUGGUAAUGAAAUUUUGUUGUGAAAUAUCCCAUGAUUCAAUUGAACAUACCCUAUUUCAGCGAAUAAGUGCCCUGGCGCUUAUUUCAAAUUUCAGCUCAAAGAAUGGGCGCUUAUUCGAAGGAGGGCGGUAAUGGAAGAGGGGGGGUGCUUAUUACGUUUUCCUUUAAAUGAACUAGAUCAUGGUCUAGUUGUUCCUGGGAAGUUGACGGCAUUUACCAAGAGAGCGGCAAUAGGACAAAAAUUAAAAGUAGAGAUAACGCUCAUAACGGAACUCUGCAAGCGUGCACAUGGAUAUAGGAAUAACUGGAAGUAACAUAAUGCAAAAGAAACUACCGGUUUUUUUCUUUACUUUCUUUUACUGUAGUUGAAGCCUAAAAAGUUAAAAAUAAAGUGGCAGUAGAAGCUGGUUUUCCAUUGUAUCCCUACUAUUUAAGAAAGUGACGGGGAGGGGAGGGGGGCGCUUAUUUGGGAGAGGGCGCUUAUUAGAGGAAGUACGGUAUUUAUAAAAUGUCUGUCUCUGGCUAUAAAUGAGGCUUUUUUGUUUACUAUAACCGUAUGCUCCUUUUCUUUUUUUUUGAAGUCAAAGAACAAGAAAGCAGCUGCUCUUCCUUUUGUUCUUGCCGCUCCUUUGGAUCCAGAAAAAGGUAUGGAUAGUAACUAUAUACAGAACUUGACUUCGUGAAGAGCGGGUGGAAAUCCUGUUUCUUCUCUCAGACGGACAAAAGUGUCCAUGCUGUUUUCAAUCGUUUCGCUUUGUCUCUGUGUGUUUAUAGAGCUGGCUGGGGAUCAGCUAGUCUGAUAACCUAAUGGUUUACCCAACCUCUAGGCUGGGAUGAUUUAUGCUGAUAAAAUACACACUGACUUUAUUGCAUUUAAACUUUAAAACUUCAUAAUAUUGUCUAACAGUUGUGUUAUAUUUUUUUUUGGUAAUCCUCUGUUUGUUGGAGCAACGUGGUUGAUGAACUGUAGAAUCGCGCUGUUGCCUUUCCCAUAUUUAUUGCAUGUUCUUAUCUAAAGAUUUGUGCUACUGGCCGUUCUGAGGUCAAUCUUGGAUGUAUAGACAGAAAAUUUCUAUCCUCCUCCUUCCAAAUCAAGGAUAAAAAAAUGUUUUGGCCGUCGCGCGCCUUCAUUUUUGAUUAGGGUGGAAAGGGGGUCUGCCAUUCUAUUUUAUUCUGUCUAGGAUUUUAGCUCGGUGUUGUGUUGAAUUGCCCAAUGGAGAGCUUUAGAUUCUGAGACGAGGUCGACUACGAGUACGAGAUUUUCUCAAUAAUGAGUAUUGCUCACGCGUGAACCAGUGUCAUUUUAUGCGGGAAAACGUGAUAGCCGUCGUCAUUCUACUACGAGUUUUAGCGAGGUCGCAGUGGCGGAAACAAGUUAUCAAAUGUAAGAAGUUUGAUCAUUUUGCUAUCGAGAAAGGGUUUAACCUCCUUCAGUAUAAAUAACUGCACUAACUUUUUUGGUGAUAAAAAGUAAAAUGAAACUUUCCGGGAUGUCUUUUACAGUUUUUGAAAACACGCGCUAAAACUUUAAGUCAAAUCUCGUCCUGACUCGUACUCGUUCUCUUCCUCAAAUCUAAAGCUCUAAGUUCAAGUUUAACCUCUUUAAUGGUACUGUUUGGGAACGCAUACUUCGCUUCUUUUAUUGCCUAUAACGAAGUUGCGCGAGAAAUUGGGUCCAAAUUCGUCUUACGAAACAGUCCCAUAGUGCCAUUCGACACAACAAAGACCCGGUCGGUCGCAUGCUCUAAAGAGUAAGGGCGCUUAUCAAAAGUCAGAGCUGGCCAGCCUGACCUGUCAUUUUGAAAACGAAGGAGUAGUCUUUUCUCGAAAUUUUCACUAAAACUAUCAUUUCCCUGCAUAGCACGUAGGAAUAAACUGAUCUUGAUAACUGCAUCGGUCUGGCCCGCCAGUUCUGACAACAGGUAAGUGCCCUUUAAAUUGCAACACAUGUUUUGGAGGAGGAGUAACCUAAGACUCGACUUGUGUAAUAAAAACGUCUGUAAAGAGUCCCGCUCAGUUCAUUUGUUGUUGUCACUCUUUCAGGGACUUGUCUUUUGGUGGGAAUUCCUCCCAUCGCUGAUGAUUCAGGCAAAAAGUAAGUGUGCAAGUACCGCAGUAUAUCCUAACUAAUCUACCAAGUGCCUGAAUACAAACGCCAAUCACUUCGACUCGUGAAACUUGAAUUCGAUUAUAAAUGCAGUGGAACUCUGUUGAUACGGUCACCAAUGGGCCAAAAAGAAAUUGGCCUUAUUAACGGGUGAUAGUAUUAACGGGUUUUUUUUACGAGAAAAUCCGGGUAUGACCAUUUUGCCAGGCGGCCAACAAAAGUGGCCGUAAGGCGGGGUUUCAUUGUACUUGUAAUGUUUUUACACAUCGUUUCAACUCUCCCGCAUGUUGGGUAGAAGGAAAAUUUGUGUAUAAUGCCUAGCGCAGGGGCUAUUUUUUGUUUCGCUUGGAAAAUAAAAUUCAAUUGGGCAAGUAGUAGAGCGAACACGAGAGAAUGUAUGAAAACUGCUAAAAUUGGUCUUGAACUCAGGUCAGAAUUUUAGCCAGGAGAGUCAUUUGUAAUACUCAACUCUUAUUGUGGAAGACACAAAAUACGUAAUAAGCAACGUUUUAAAAUUGACCCUGAAACUCUUUUCUCGAGUCUAAACCUUCGUUAUUGCUGUUUCUCUUUUAGUUUUCUUGGAAAAGCCUUUGAAAUGGCUGCCAGUAAAACAAAAUCACGGACAAUUCACGACCACUUUGACCCAGCUGGUAUGUUUUAGUCUCAACUGCAGGUUUAGUUAUAUGCAUGUUCAUUUAAUUGACGUUUUCAACCCUCAAGCUCGCUACUACAAAGGCAUGUUGCGUGGAAGACCCUCGCGACUGAGGUAAAAAUUCUACACGCGCGAACGCUAAAGGAUCUAAGCUUGGGAGAGAAGAAUUUCUAUUCUCGUCGAUGGCCUGUUUCAGCUGUUCAUUGACAUCACUGGGACAUAAACUAAACAGGAAAGAAAAAGGCGCGGGGUCUUUUUUUUUUUUUGCUCCGCUCUUUGAACGCCCAGGUAAACUGUUCCUGCCGCUGGGAGUUUAUCCGAGCAAGUUAAUGAGACGCGGGGGUCAGCAGAGCGGGUUGGACUUGACUGUCUUCAAGUCAUGGACAAAGUAACUGAACUCUGAAGUGCUUUGCCGUGUGCACAAGCCAUUUAAUUGAAAAUCUCGUGCAUCACAUUAGAGCAUUGAAGACUUGCGUUGCUGUUCUGGUCGGUUGGUAACUAGGCCCAUAAGGAGAUUUCACUUAGCUUGUAAUACCUUCUAAAGUUAGUCUCUAGUUUUCCUACUGACAGACUGUCCUUUCAUUUUUAUUGUAGUGAUUGAAAUGAAGAGCGAAGAUCGUGGAAAGUUCUUUGAUGCAUUAUCUGCUCUUCUAAUUCCGAAAUAAUAUCUAUUGAAAGAAAUAAUGAUUUUUCAUCAUGCCCCUUCUCUGUAAAAAAUCUGUAAAUAUUCAAACGAUGCUUGAAUGAGCGAGUAAGCUGUUUUUCAUAAGGGGAUGCACUUCCGAGACACCGCGGUCCAUUUUCGUCCUUCCUUCAUUGCUGCUUUCUUAGUCAUCAGAGGAAUAUCAUUAGAGAGACUAUUGAUGGACAAAAGCCACCUCAAUCUCCCCUUGUAUGUGAACUUCACCCGCGGCUUCUACCACUGUGAAUCCAUACCAUCG